CUCAAAUCCUCCCAAAAUGUAGGAAUGUGAGUAGCACCUUGUCGAGCGAAAUUGCGAAUCGAGCCCAUCGCUAACGGCUUCCUUCCAUUGUCAUUCCCUAAUUUCUUAUUUUUUUUCCGCUAAGUGUACAUGUCUCUUCAAUCUCAAAUCUCAGAGACAGCGCGCUAGCCCUCGUCGAUGGAGGGAGAGGAAGAUUUUCUUUCUCAUCUGCAACAAAGACUAAGUUCCGAUCCAGAGUACCCUUCAAACCACUUCAACCUUGGCAUCUUCUUAUGGAAGAAGGGAGAUAUCGUCGGCGGUGACGAGUCCAAGGACUUCAAAUCUAGGGCCGCGGAGCAUUUCCUGGCCUCUGCGAGGCUGAAUCCCGGCGACAGUGCCUCUUUCCGGAUUCUAGGACAUUACUACAGCGCAGUCGUGGUGGAUACUCAGAGGGCCUUCAAGUGUUACCAAAGGGCACUUUCUCUCAGUCCCGAUGACUUCGAGGCUGGUGAUGCACUCUGUGAUUUAUUGGAUGUGAAUGGGAAGGAAAGCCUCGAGAUUGCCGUGUGCAAGGAGGCUUCAGAGAAGUCUCCAAGAGCGUUUUGGGCUUUUAGGAGGCUGGGAUACUUGCAGAUCUACCAUAAGAAAUGGGAGGAGGCAGUGCAGAGCCUGCAGCAUGCAAUCCGAGGAUAUCCAGCAUGCGCUGAUCUGUGGGAAGCUCUAGGUCUUGCAUAUCAUAGGCUGGGCAGGCUCACAGCAGCAAUUAAGUCAUAUGGGCGUGCAAUUGAACUGGAGGAUUCCAAAAUAUUUUCACUAAUUGAGAGUGGCAACAUUCUUCUUAUGCUUGGUUCUUUUCGGAAGGGAAUUGAGCUAUUUCGGCAUGCUUUAGAAGUUUCACCUCAGAAUGUGUCAGCACAUUUUGGGCUUGCUUCUGGUCUCCUUGGGCUAUCAAAGGAAUGUGCUAGUAUUGGAGCAUAUGAAUGGGGCGCUUCUCUUUUGAAGGAUGCAUCGGAAAUUACUAGUGCUUGUUCUCAUCUUUCAAGCAAUUUUUCUUCAGUCUGGAAGCUGCAUGGGGACAUUCAGAUUGCAUAUGCAAAAUGCUUACCAUGGGAGAACAAGAUUACUAGUACCCACAUUGAUGAGGGAGCUUUCAAAGCAUCCAUCAUUGAUUGGAAAAAUAGUUGCCUUUCAGCAGCUAAAAAUGCAAGGCUAUUGUAUCAACGAGCUUUACACCUGACCCCAUGGCAGUCCAAUAUCUAUGCUGAUAUUGCAAUCACAAUUGAUCUCAUUUAUUCUCUGCUAGAGAGAGAAAAAACAGAUCAUGAUACUCGGCAACUAUCAGAGAGGAUGUCUUUGGGGAGCUUAAUGUUUGAGGGAGUUAAUUGUGAUUUUUGGGUUAUACUGGCCUGUGUAACCAAUGAUUAUGCAUUGAAGCAGCAUGCUCUUAUCAGGGGACUUCAGCUGGAUAAUUCUUUGGCUGUAUCAUGGGCAUACCUUGGGAAGCUUUACAUGAAACUAGGUGAAAAUCAUUUGGCUACUCAAUCAUUUGAUCGUGCUAGAAGUUUAGAUCCCUCUUUAGCAUUACCAUGGGCUGGCAUGUCAGUAGCUUCUCAUGACCGGAACUACUCCCUGAGUGAAGCCUAUGAAAGUUGCCUAAGAGCUGUGCAGAUAAUGCCUCUUGCAGAGUUUCAGAUUGGUCUUGGUAUGCUAGCGGCAGUUUCGGGUCAUUUAUUGUCUCCACAGGUAUUUUCUGCAAUACGUCAUUCUAUUCAACGUUCACCUUAUUAUCCAGAAUCACAUAAUGUACAUGGGCUAAUCUGCGAAGCAAGGUCAGAUUAUCAAUCUGCAAUAUCUGCUUAUCGGUUGGCAAGGUCUGCUCUGAGGAUUGCGUCACUCUCAAAAGACUCUGCUAAACAUUGUUUAACUGAUGUAUCUGUUAAUCUUGCCAGAGCACUUUGUCAGGCAGGACAUAUGCUUGAUGCAGAACAGGAGUGUGAAGCCUUGAAUAAAGAUGGAAUGCUUAAUUGCAAGGGCUUGCAAAUAUAUGCUGUUGCAUUGUGGAAACUUGGGAAGAAUGAUCAAUCUCUCCAUGUGGCAAGAAAUUUGGCCAAGAAUGUAUCGACCAUGGAGGAGUCUUCUUGUACUGCUGCUAUUGGUUUGAUAUGCCAGUUGAUAUAUCGUAUUUCAGGCCUGGAAUCUGCAAUUUCAACCAUUUUGAAAUUGCCAAGGGAAUACUUGAAUGGAGCAAAAAUGAGUUUGAUUCUAUCUACAAUUAAUGCUUUAGAUCCAAAUAAUCGGUUACAGUUGCUUCUUCCAACUAGUCUGAGUUCUUUUGGUGCUUAUGAUUUGAUUGUUGAAAUGCAUACCAUAACAGCUACGAAUAAAAUGAUCCAGAAUGGCUCAGAGCAGUCUCUUGACAUUCACAGUGGCAUUAAGUACCUGAAAAAAGUUCUACGUCUGUAUCCUGACAGCAAAUUACUAAGAAACCAUCUUGGAUCACUUAUAUUGUAUUCAGGAGACUGGUUGGCUUCACAUAUAGCACCGAGAUGCACGGUUUUACCGACAGGGUACCCUGUAAGGACCGGCUUAAAAUCACCAUUUGAAAUCCAUGGAGGGGCUGGAGUUUCUUGUUACGCUAGCUGUGUAACAAGGCCGAAGUUUUCUUUCCCUGCCUGCCGAUGCCAGCCUAUGCAUGGGUCAACUGUGACUGACCAUCUGCAAAAAUGGUUGCAUCAAGAACCAUGGAACCAUGAGGCACGUUAUCUUCUUAUACUUAAUCUUCUGCAGAGAGCACGUGAAGAAAAGUUCCCCCCACAUCUUUGUAUUGGUUUGAAACGCUUGAUUUCCAUUGCUCUCUCUAUGAUAAAUGAAACUAAGUAUCAGAGGUUUCUACUUCUACUAUCUGCAUCAGAGAUCAGUUUGCAAUGUCAGGAUUAUUCUGACUGCACUAACUAUGCGGCCACUGCAUUAGAACUUCUUCCAUCCAAUGACAAUUCCUUCUUUGCGCACUUGCAAUUAUGUCGUGCCUAUGCAGCACAUGAAGAUUUGGAAAACCUCCGUAAUGAGUACAUGAAUUGUUUAAAGUUUAAUACAGUCAAUCAAAUUGGUUGGCUUUCCCUGAAAUACCUUGAAUCUAGGUAUAAAUUGCAGAAUGGCUGUAACACAGUUGAUAUGAAUUAUAAGAUAUGCUUCACAUCAAAACUUAGUUCCUCUAACAUGUGGGUGGCUGUAUUUGGAUUAGUAUCGGCCCUAUGCUUCAUAUGGGAUAAUGAUUUUAUCAGUGCAGAACAAGCUUUAGCACAUGCAUGUUCCAUUUCCAAAGAAGAAAGCUGCCUUUUUUUUGCUCAUGGUGCCGUGUGCAUGGAGCUUGCUAGGCAACAAAUGGGUUUGCAGUUUUUAUCACGUGCUUUACAGCAUCUGGUCAAGGCCCAGGUGACUUCACCAUUUCCUUUACCUAUUCUUUCAGCAUUAUUGGCUCAAGUAGAGGGAAGCCUUGGAUCAAAAGCGAAGUGGGAAAGAAAUCUUCGUCUUGAAUGGUUUUCUUGGCCAGCAGAAAUGAGGCCUGCUGAAUUGUACUUUCAGAUGCACAUCCUUGCAAGACAGUCUACUGCAGCUUGUGACCCGCAAACAAACAUAGAAUCAUACCAGAGCCCUUUGAGAUGGGUUCUUCGAGCAGUACAUUUGAAUCCUUCUUGUUUGAGGUAUUGGAAAGUUUUGCAGAAGCUCGCUGAUUGAUUAGUCAUGACACUUCUUUCUAGCUUCCUUCUUGGAAUCUACACAAUAGUUAAUUAUCAUCCUCUUCCUUUAAAAUGCAAAUGGCGUUGCAUUCAGGUAAGUUGCACCCAUCCAUGAUAUUAUUAUUAAGAACCUCAUAUCAUCUGUCGCUUACUCCGCUGGUUACUAUCCAUUUAAUCUUGUUCCCGAUAUGAUGUAGUGCUGUUUUGUAUUAUAAGCUGUAGAGAGUAGACAUGUACAGCCGGUACAUUAAUUUCUCUUAUGGUCUAAGAGGAACAAUAUAUUGUAAUGAGAAUUAAAAUUGCUUCUGUUUUUUUUCCAAUGAGGCAGAACUUUAUAGCUUGAGCAGUACUUGAUAAUAAUUAAAGAACUUCCUAAAUUAAAUAAAUAAGACGUUUUUGUAAAA
Messenger RNA from Dendrobium catenatum, 4120 nucleotides. RefSeq names its product tetratricopeptide repeat protein SKI3. Bases 178 to 3714 code for a protein of 1178 amino acids. Gene Ontology annotation, molecular function: protein binding. The transcript is spliced from 22 exons. The record is from RefSeq and is a predicted model, not a curated record. Gene Ontology annotation, cellular component: Ski complex. Lineage: Eukaryota; Viridiplantae; Streptophyta; Magnoliopsida; Asparagales; Orchidaceae.